UCAAAAUAUAAAAAAUGGGUAAUAUCCCCUAUCGUGUAUUAAUGCAUUUAAAAGUUCGAAAAGAUCAUGAUGCAAUUUCUCCAGUUGACUAUAAAGAUGUUGAAACAAUGAAAAGAAUUUGGCAAGUGAUAGAAACUGAUAGCUCGUACUAUGGAUUUGCUUUUUGUACCGUGAUUUUUAAAAACCACCCGCAGUAUGCAAAAUACUUUGAAGACGAAUCGAUUCCAGAAUUUAUUCAAGAAGCUAAAGUUAAAAAAAAGUUUUCUAUUAUUUGUGACAUGUUAUGUGCCCUGUUUGUGGAUUAUUAUGAUAACCCUUCGCAAAGGGAAUAUCUUCUUGGAUACAUUGCAAUGGUUCAUAAAAAUAUGGGAUUGACCUUGAAAGAUUUGGAAAAUUUUCUGGGAGAUUUAAUGGAAACAUUGGUUAUGGAAUUACCGAAUAUUAUGACGGAGGAAUGCGUUUCGGCGCAAACGAAAUAUUUUUGUAAUUUAACAAAUACACUGUUAAUACGUAUGGACGAACACGAAAAAAGAUUUACGAAAAUGUUAAAUUCCAGUAAUACGAUAAAAAAGUGUUGCACUUGGUGUACCGGCAAUGAGCCCCGAGUGAUAUAUGGUUUUCCUUUAAAAUAUUGGCUUUAUAAAAAACGAUACUGGGAGUAUCGGAAAGCAGUUUGGACAGCGGUAGAAGCGGAUAUGUUAAGAGAUUUUCAAAAGGGUUCUUCGGGUAACAGGUUUAAACGCUUAUUUUUCGAUCAUAAGACCACGGAAACUAGAAAAAUUCACCGUAAAAGACGAACGGUACUAGCAUCGAAUAGUUCGGAGAGCGAUAUUAUAAGUUAGUUAAGAAAUAUUAUAGAACUUAAUCGGCGAGAAGGAGGCGAAGGAGGGGGUGCAGCCCUCCUCCACCAGAUACAUACAUCUAUGGUGUUAUACAAUUAAUUAAUCGUUAAAAGGUUCAGUUGGAAGAAAAGACAGUUUCGGUCAAAUGUCAAGAAAAUCAAGCGAAGAUAGGACAAGGAGGAUAAGCAACAGUCCGUAUAAAGCAGAGAAAGAUCCUUUUAGAUCUUCAGAGCUGGAAUUUGAUCAAGACGUUACUUAUGUAUAACUGUGUAUCGCAGUUCUUUUUUUUAUUACAUUAAUACUUAUUUUAAUACUGAACUAAGUAAAUAGUUCUUUGCUCGCACGCAGAAUGAUAAUACUCAAAAUAUGCGCAUCGUUGCUGCAGUCGUCCCAUCUAAAGUAGAAAUUAAUCGCAAAGAUGAAGAUAUGGAAACUUCAAGUUCAUUAAUCGCAUCAGGAAGUGAUCUAAAAUCGCAAAAAAGUAUUCCGGUUUUAAUGCAACUUUAAUAUGUUUGUAUCGUUUGUCGAUACAAUAAUUAAAUAAAAUUUUAUUUUCUCGGUAUAGGUAUGGAUA
This is a messenger RNA of Osmia bicornis bicornis, 1416 nucleotides long. RefSeq lists its product as uncharacterized. Gene Ontology annotation, molecular function: oxygen binding; heme binding. Lineage: Eukaryota; Metazoa; Arthropoda; Insecta; Hymenoptera; Megachilidae. The transcript is spliced from 4 exons. Bases 15 to 842 code for a protein of 275 amino acids. The record is from RefSeq and is a predicted model, not a curated record.